UCACCAAACCGAACAUUUCAUUACAUUACACAUACCGACCCACCCCUCAAAUCUUUCAUCCUCUUCAUUCUCAUCAAUCACAUCAGAAAAAUCUAGAACCUCAUACUUAACAUCCACCACCAAUUAACUACUGCCAUUAUUUUUCUUUUAUCCCCUCAUCACUCACCACACUCUACAAUUUAUCAUUUUUAUUCAUUCUUUUUCUCUUUUUCAUUUUUAUAUUUUAUAUCUCCCAUUAAGCAAUCUCACCUACACCCACCUCUAUAUAUCUAUACAACUCUUCUUCCUUUCUAGUCAACUCAAUUCAAUCCUUCUUUUUCUUCAACAAAUGACUUCUCUUUCACAGGGUCUUGUUUUCACUACAGCUAUGCUUGUAUCAAGCACCAUGCUUUAUCUAGCUUUUUCCAAACACAAGAUUAACCCAUCAUUUCAAAUUCUUGGAAGUCACGUCUCUCAUGACCCUCACACACAAAUUUUGCGCUCUUGUUUAUAUUCAGAGGAAAAGAAGAGGGAGAGAAAAAUGAAUUCAAAGAAGAAUAAGAAGAAAGUUAGAUUUGAAGAAAGUGUGAAGGAAUCAAGAGAAAAGAGUGAGGUAGCAAAGAAAGAGAAACAGAGGAAACGAAACAGAGUACAUAGCAACUGCAGAAGUGAAGCAACAAAAACUCGUGGAAUUCCUGCAAAUAGAAUGGCUUUGUAUAACGGUAUUUUGAGGGAUCGUGUGCAUAGGAUUGAGUGAUUAUCGUUGAAUGAAACUUGGGAAAGAGGAAAUUCAAUGAAGCAGUGUAUUUUAUCUAUCUUGCUCUGUUUUUCCUCUGUUUUUGUGUUUUUCUUUGAGUGGUUCUGAAUUCUCUAGUUUAGUUUUGUGGUGAGGGUAUUUACACAUACACAACUGUUGUGUGGUUGUAGUAGUGUGGGGACAUGUUGACCACAACUAGAUUUGACAUUAUGAUCCAACUCAUCACUAGUUAUUUAAUUUGUGAUGAAAAUAUUAAUAUUAAUAUUAAUAUAGUGAAUGAUAUUUUGUGAUAAACUAAAUAAAGUGGUUAAGAAGCGGUGGUUAGCAUCCUUGACUGAACCUUGUCCA
Messenger RNA from Medicago truncatula (barrel medic), 1084 nucleotides. RefSeq lists its product as uncharacterized. The record is from RefSeq and is a predicted model, not a curated record. The transcript is spliced from 2 exons. Bases 329 to 736 code for a protein of 135 amino acids. Lineage: Eukaryota; Viridiplantae; Streptophyta; Magnoliopsida; Fabales; Fabaceae.